CCAUGAGUAGCCCAUACUUCCCAGCUCGGACGGUGCUAUUUGAGAGGGAGGAAGGUGGAGUGACCUAUAGGAUACCUGCCCUGCUCUAUGUCCCCAAGAAGGCCACUCUGCUGGCCUUUGCAGAGGAGAGGCUCAGCCCUGAUGAUUCCCAUGCAAAUGUGCUGGUUCUGAGAAGAGGUGCCUUCUACAGGACCUAUGUGGAGUGGGGAGCCAUGCGAGUUGUGAAGACAGCAUCUCUGGAGGAGCAUCGGUCCAUGAACCCCUGCCCCGUGUAUGAUGAGCUCACUGGUACUGUCUUCCUCUUCUUCAUCGCUGUGCUGGGCAACACCCCGGAAUCCUUCCAGAUCAUGACUGGCAAGAAUGCGGCCCGCCUCUGUUACGUGACCAGUUCAGAUGGGGGUGUCACCUGGAGCGCUGUCACUGAUCUGACGGAGCAAGUCAUCGGCUCUGUUAUAGAAGACUGGGCUACCUUUGCCUUGGGUCCUGGCCACGGCAUCCAGCUGAGGUCGGGCCGUCUGCUGGUUCCUGCUUACACUUACCACAUCGACUGCAAGGAGUGCUUCGGGAAAAUCUGCAAGACCACUCCUCACUCCUUCACCUUCUAUAGCGAUGACCACGGUCAGAGCUGGCAGUUUGGGGACUUUAUCCCCAACCUGAAGACCGGGGAGUGCCAGCUGGUAUCCGUGUAUGAGGAAGAUGGCAGCAAUAUUCUUUACUGCAAUGCCAGGAGUCCCCUGGGCUGCCGGGUGCAGGCGCUCAGCAUGGAUGAUGGGGCUGCCUUUUUCCCAGGACAGCUGGUCCGGAAGUUAGUGGAGAGCAACCGAGGUUGCCAUGGCAGCAUCGUUGGGUUCCCAGCUCCUCUCAUCGGGAGCUCCUCUCAAUGUCUGUUACAAGGGGAGAGCUGGUUGGUCGGUGGCUGUGAUUAUUCCCACUUCCAGCAAAAGCUUCGUGUACUUCAGAAACACAGAGAAAAGAGUGUGAGAAAUCUCGCAGUCACCUCCGUAAAGCGCGCAUCCCAGUGCCGUCCACCAUCGAGGAUCUCUGAAGAAUCUCCGAAUUCUGCUGCUGAUUCGGGCCAGGCUCUCUCAGGAUCUUCCACCUCAUUCCAGGCCCCCACUUGGGUCUUGUAUUCCCACCCCACCAGUCACAGGUCUCGGGUAAACUUGGGCGUCUACCUUAGCACUUUCCCCAGAAACGCAGACAGCUGGACCGAGCCCUGGGUGAUUUACGAAGGGCCCAGCGCAUACUCUGAUUUGGCAGCGAUCGAAUUGCCCUUUUCGGAGCCCUCCACUCCGGGCAUUCCGGCCAUCACUUUCGCCUGCCUCUACGAGAGCGGGGCCAGGUUUGCCUACGAAGAGAUCUCCUUCUGUCUGUUCACACUCUCUGAGGUCAUCGAGAACAUCCCCACAAAGGGCCGCUCACCGACCCAGAGCUGCCAAGCGGGAGGCAAGAACCACUGGAAAAGCUGCGCGACUUCCUGAAUGCCCUCCUCUCACCGUCCUGGAAAGGGGGCCCAGGACAGCCUCGAGUUUUUAGUACAGUCUCCACCGACCUAUAGAAAUACCCAAACACCGUAGCAUGGUUCCCCUCAUUUGAGAACUUAUCCUCAGUUGCCUGUGCACAGUCACUGAGGUUGGCACAUGGUUAAAACAGUGUUUAAUGUGUUAAACUCACUUUUUCUUUAGUUUGAUGGUUUCAAAAUACACAUAGGGCUAGCUCCUUUAAGAAUUUGGGCUGUACCUUUUACCUGAGGAGGAUCCCUUAAUGAAUAAAUUAGGCUGUUGAUAAUUUUUUUUCAGUUCUGAAUGGAGGCCUUUAUUUUCUGCCUAAAGUCAUUCCUAAGAUUUCCUCUUCUGAUUUUUAUUUUUCCUUUGAGUCAUUCUGAAAGGUUCCAUGACCUUUGGGUAUUACACAAUAUUUUGUCUUUCAUUGGGUUCUCUUUGGCUUCAUUUUGCAAUAUUUGCUAAUUAUACAUGGAGAUCUCUUUGAAUUUUUAUGCAUUUUUCCUUCAGUUUUUUUAGUAGCCUGGGAAGGGAUGCUGCAAUUUUGGGUCAUCUCUACCUUAGCUCUAGGCUUCUGGCACAAACGUGGCUGCCGGGGACUAGUGGAAGUGGAUGGAUGUCUUACUUUGUUAAAUACUAUAAGUAGUAAAGUUCUCCGUUGUUAAUUAAUGAUAUUUUUCAGCUUGAUCAUAAUGGUCCUUUUGUCUAAUCUUGUCAUUAAGCUCUAGAAAUUCUAUAAUCAAUUCAUAAGUUUGUUGCUUGGAAGUUGAAGUGUUAAGGAGUUUGUGGAGAGUUACUGAUCCACCAUUUUGCUGGUCAUGUGUCUCACUCCUGAAUGACCUAAUUAGGAGGAGUUGAAGAGGAGGAACAGUGCCCUUCAAUGCACCCAGGUUUGGAUUUCAGGGAUAUUAGCAAUGAAGAGACCUGGGACCCGGAGAAAACCACCGUUUUUUAGUUGAUGGACUGGUUGCUUUAACUGGGCCAUUUCUUGAUUUGUAAGGGUAGCCAAGGGUUGGCCUUUUAGGCUGCAUCAUGAUAAAUACAAUAUCCAGAAUAAGGGAGGUGAUGGUCCCAUUGUCUUCCCUUCACCAAACUAUCUCUGGAGAAGCAUGUCUGGUCCUGGACACCAGUUUCAGAAGGACAUUGAUGCUCCGGAGAUUAUCUUGAGCAGAGUGACCAAGACAAUUUUAAAAAAUUGUGUAUUUAGGACUCAAAUGAGGAGCAGAAAUUAGAAUAUCAGAGAAGAAUUAAAAUUGGAUAUUUGAAAUACUAGGUAUGUAUGAAUGAGGGCACAAACCAAACAAAUAUUAAAAGAAAAGGCAGUAGCCAAAAUAGUGAUAAAACUGUAGAAACAUUUUCUCUUUUAGCACUUGCUCUUGUUUCUUAUCCAAUAUGGAUCCUGGCGGCCAUUAUCUCCUGACUCCCAGUAUUGUGUCCUUUUCUCAGGUCAGUGACUGGCUCAGUUUUCUGUCCCCCAAGCCCAGCCAUCAUUCUGGGGGACUUCAAUGCAUGUGUUGAUCAGUCCUCCAAUAUUCUAAUUUUCCAGGCUGUCAGGCUCAUUAUCUCCCACCUGUGAGAUACACAAGGGCCGUCAUAACGUUAAUGUUGCACUCACCCACAUGUUCCACUUCUAUCUUUAAGAACUGUAAAAUUCCUCUAUACAAUCACAUCGUCUAUAACUCUCUCUCUCCUUAUCCCUUCAUCUUCACGAUGACUUCCAUUUCUUCCAGCCCUCAGGAUUGGACAAGCUCUCCCCCUUGCUCUGUUUACACUCUCCUUAUUUCUCCAAAUGGAGCCUUAGGAACCAGCUCAGCUUUACGCUAUUCCAUUGUUGCCCUCUGAUCACCUCACGUGUUGUCAGUCCCCAACCCUGAACUUCUCUCCAAAUGUCUUCUUCACUCUUGUUCUUGCUGUGAAAGGAGGUGGGGAAGUCACAGAAGCCCUUGGUUUUGAAGUAGAAUGAGUCUACUGCAUACUUAUGUUAUGUAACCUCCCCUGGACCCUCAUUGUACGAAUCAUUUUAGAGCUUUACAAGUACAUGUUGCCUACCCCAUUAGAACGCAAGCUUCCCGGGGGCCUGGGCAAUUUCCCAAUAUUCUCUGUCCUAUCUGCUAAGCUUAAUUAGCACAAAGUCUAAGCGCUUGACAGUUUUUUCGUUGAUGGGCUGGUUGCUUUAACUGGAUCAUUUCUAGAUUGUAAGGGGAGCCAAGGGCUAGGUUUUAGGCUGCAUCUGAUAAAUACAAUAUCCAGGAUAAGGGAGGUGAUGGUCCCAUUGACCUCCCUUCACCAAACAUCUCUGGAGAAGCAUGUUUGGUCCCAGACACCAGUUUUGGAAGGACAUUGAUUCUCGGCGAUUAUCUUGAGCAGAGUGACCAAGAGGAUGAUGUGAGUGGAAAUCACCCCAUGUGUAGAUAUGUGAAAAAAGUGAAGAUGUUUAGUCUGGACCAGAGACUGGCCACACAAAAGCUGCUCCCCAGUGUUAAAGGUCCCCAAAGGGCAGGACUUGGACCAGUGGGUAGAACAUAGACUGAGGCUUGGUUCCUAGCAAAUGGAGAUACCCCAAAGGGCCACAGGCUAUCUCAGCAUUUGGAAAACCCCACUUCCUCAGAGCUCUUCAAGUGAAGAUCGGAUGACAAUUUGGGGGGUACGUCGUGGAGAGGAUCGUGGGUUGGACCUCAAAACCCUAAUCCAGCUCCAUGAUUUUAGGAUCAUGUGAAUCAAGCUACUACUUUAUGCACUGUUUUUCCAAAUAAACAGUUUUAUUUUUCU
Sarcophilus harrisii (Tasmanian devil) is the source of this 4271-nucleotide messenger RNA. It is a transcript of the gene NEU4, whose product is annotated as neuraminidase 4. NCBI's taxonomy places the organism in Eukaryota, Metazoa, Chordata, Mammalia, Dasyuromorphia, Dasyuridae. Gene Ontology annotation, biological process: oligosaccharide catabolic process; ganglioside catabolic process. The record is from RefSeq and is a predicted model, not a curated record. Gene Ontology annotation, molecular function: exo-alpha-sialidase activity. Bases 3 to 1481 code for a protein of 492 amino acids. Gene Ontology annotation, cellular component: lysosome; cytoplasm; membrane. The transcript has 3 exons.